AUACAUAGAAAGUAAAGAUCGAUCUCUGCCUUGUGCCGUGGACUAGUCUUGACGAUUCUCGUCAAAGAAACCACGUAAAUCCGUGUCUCUUCUCUCUCGUAUUCGUGUGUUCGUAUAAUUAUCUGUCAAACAUUUCAAAUUUGGUCACUUUCCGUCUAACUACGUUAACUUUAUCUGAUGUGACAGUCAACUUUCAAAAUUAACUGUUAACUAAAUGACGUGGCUAUUAAAAAUAAUAAAUAAAAUAAGAUUUAAUCAUUUAUAAUUUCCAACUCAUUUUCACAAUAAAAUGAGUGACCUGACUAAGUAGUAAGCACCCCAGUCAAACGAUCCGGACUCCUCCCACGACAUCAGCCAAAAAAAUGAAAACCCGAACUGCCGUCGUAGACCACUUCCCCACGAUACCAUUUCCCCCACGUCUCUUUCUCCACUCCUUCCGAGUCAAGUACUACCAGCCAACUAAGCACCAUCCGCCUGGUCCAAUCUGGUCAAUCAGAAACACCAACUCGAUCCUCAACAUCCUCCUCCACCAAGCAGAGCUGAGCAGUUCCUCCUCAGUCCACCACACGAUACUCUCAAGUCCCAACCCCACAGCUCCAGCAGCCGCGAUGGGCAAAGCAACUGCCCCUUCCUCCCCUGCAGCUCCGACCUUCAACCUGGUCGGAUUCUCCAACUUCGUCCGCGCCAACCCCCGCUCCGAUCGAUUCAAGGUCAAGCGCUUCCACCACAUCGAGUUCUGGUCAACCGAUUCCACCAACACCUCCCGCCGCUUCUCCUGGGGGCUCGGCAUGCCCAUCGUCGCCAAAUCCGACCUCUCCACCGGCAACGUCACCCACGCUUCCUACCUCCUACGCUCCGGCGACCUCCGCUUCCUCUUCACCUCCCCUUACUCCCCUUCCAUCGCUCAGAUGGACAACCUCUCCCACACCGCCACUGCUUCCGUCCCGACUUUCGACCACGACGCCUGCCGCCGCUUCUCCGCCAAGCACGGCCUCGCGGUCAGGGCCGUCGCUAUUGAAGUCGAGGACGCCGAAUUCGCCUUCCGCACCAGCGUCGCUCACGGCGCCAGGCCAUCCGCCGAGCCGAUGGUGCUGGACGGCCGUGCCGUAAUCGCCGAGGUAGAGCUGUACGGCGACGUCGUGUUGCGGUACGUGAGUUAUAAGAACCCUAGCGAUUCCGAUCCCGAUUGUUGGUUUCUGCCCAAAUUCGAGUCGGUAGACGAGGCAUCAGCGUUCCCUCUGGACUACGGGAUCCGACGAUUGGACCACGCCGUGGGAAACGUGCCGGAAUUAGGCCCAGCGGUGGCUUAUGUGAAAGGGUUCACUGGUUUCCACGAGUUCGCCGAGUUCACGGCGGAGGAUGUGGGGACGAGCGAGAGCGGGCUGAACUCGGCGGUGCUGGCCAAUAACGAAGAAAUGGUUCUGCUGCCGAUGAACGAGCCGGUGUUUGGGACCAAGAGGAAGAGCCAAAUACAGACUUAUCUGGAGCACAACGAAGGAGCUGGGGUCCAGCAUCUGGCCCUUAUGAGUGAGGAUAUCUUCAAGACGUUGAGGGAGAUGAGAAAGAGAAGUAACAUCGGCGGGUUCGAGUUCAUGCCUUCUCCGCCGCCCACAUACUACAAGAACUUGAAGAACAGAGUUGGUGAUGUGCUGAGCGACGAGCAGAUUCGGCAGUGCGAGGAGUUGGGGAUCUUGGUGGAUAAAGACGAUCAGGGCACCCUGUUGCAGAUCUUUACCAAACCUGUUGGUGACAGGCCGACCAUCUUCAUCGAGAUAAUACAGAGAGUGGGGUGCAUGAUGAAGGAUGAGGCAGGGAAAGAGUUCCAGAAGGGUGGUUGUGGGGGAUUCGGGAAGGGCAACUUCUCCGAGCUCUUCAAGUCCAUCGAGGAGUACGAGAAGACAUUGGAGGCCAAGCGACCUGCAGAAGCCGCUUCCGCAUAGGUGAUAGAUAGUAUCAGAAUUUGCCAUACCAUUGUGUAUCAUUAUGAAGAGAAUGCCAAACAUUCAUUUGUGCUGCUGUAGCUUGUAUGUGUCAUGUCCUUCAAUCACUCUAUAACUGUAACUCUAUAAGUGAAUACCCGCUCGGUUACAGGUCGUUAGCAGGCCGAUCUAAAUUGUGUUAUUUGAAGAAAAUAAAAUAAAAAUAAAAUUUUAUGAUAAAAUAUGAGGACAACACUUGAUGAAUGAAAAUAAGUGAUAAGAUAAUGAGUGAAAAUAUGAAUACAGAACAAUCAAAAUGGGAGAAAAGGCAAAUGGGAAUUUAGUAAGUCGGUAUGAAAAAUUCUCCUUUUUUAGUCUACAACCCUAACCUGACUACCAAACAGAACCAGCUCCUUUUCAUAGAGCAAACCUCGACAAAUUAUUUUUUUGGCGCUCUUUAGGUCCUGACCCAGAAGCCCAAUUUCUCUUGGUGGUAUCUACUUUCUUGUACUUUACCAAUUUCAGCAUCGAUUGAAACUCUACCUUCCUCGUUUAUCAACUUACUAUACCUAUCAACUUUUAUGGUCUCUGGUCGCCCACAAAAACCCCAGUGCUCACUUUUACGUAUGGUAUGAAAGACAAGAACCAAACUAAGAAAACAAGCCUCCUGCAAUGUUGCCCAUGGGGACUCCAUAAGCUCCUCCAACAAAAUAUUAUAUAACCGACCCAAAUUUGAUAGAUUUUGUUUAAAAAACAUAACCAGCCUCCUGUUGGUCUAGGUUCCCCUCCGCCGCCAGUCAUCAGAUGAUCUCUUCCCAUGUACUAGAAACUUACACCAAUCAAAUAGGUUCUUUUACAUUAUAAUUUAUAUACAUAAUUAAUAGUUUAUUAUGACUUGUUACCCAUUGAUAUGUAGCUCGUGAGCUAGCUUACUAAAGACCAAUAAGAUAGAUUAUAUAUCUUCCAUUAUCCGAUUUUUUUAUGCUUUCCUACAUAGCUACAUAUGCAUCUCAUUUAUAAUGUGUAUAAGAUAACUAAAUAUAUCUCGUUGUAGUGGAUUUGGUGGAAGAAAAUGGAGAUAUAAAGGAAAAAGAAGGUGAGAUUCAUUUUUCAGAGAGAAGGGUGUAAGAGGAAGGAUUGUACCGCAUCGAUGGUGAAUAAGUGAUCCCAAAUCUCACUCAUGUAUAAAGUUGGGUGCCUUCUCCCUUCCUUUUACUUAUUCCAGAAGAAGUGUAAAUAACUUGCCCUUCAUAUUUGAGCCUCUUGAUAUGGUCGUCUUCUAGUCAACGAUGACUGCUUUGGCUGUUGUCAAGUUGAGUUUUGGGUUGUGCAAUUUAUCAUCAGCCCAUUACAAAGUCAUUUGUCUUUUAUGUUGGCAAAUAGAAAUUUUGCUAAUAAGUUGGCAUCUUUAGGCUUUGCCAAUUGCAAGUCCUUAAUUGAGCUCAAGCAUUGAUUUCAGUUGAUGCACGAAGCUGAAGUUUAGUUUCUUAGAGCUUGUGUCAAGUACUAGCUGAUCUCGAUUUUGAAUUUUGAAUUUGAGCUUGAGCUAGCUAAAAGUUCCACUUGUCUAGAGUUUCAAUUUGAAAUUUUGAUAUCGAACUUAACUUAGCUAAAAGUGGUUUAGGAUCGAUUGCAACGCUAGUUAAAAUAUAUUUGAGAAACUAUUAUAAAUUAACCCAAUUGCUUCUUUAUAGUGCACAUAACCUAACAUCCAUUAUAUGAAUUAAAGUGACCAUUACUUUUAACAAUCAUUUUUUUUAGAAAAGUUUACUUAAUUUGUCUACUUGUUUUCCAUGAUUCUACAUUUGUUGCAACUUUUGCAUUACAUAAUCGUUAUUUUACAACACCCAAGUAAAUAUUUGACCCAUUUAAGAUGUGCUCGAGUUGCAUUUCAAUUUGAAGAUGAGGAUAACCUUAGUUUAUUAAGUUAUACGAUUGUGAUAACUCAAUCAUUUAAACGAAUACAAAAUUAAUUUAUCA
Linum trigynum is the source of this 3899-nucleotide messenger RNA. The record is from the annotation of a GenBank genome assembly. NCBI's taxonomy places the organism in Eukaryota, Viridiplantae, Streptophyta, Magnoliopsida, Malpighiales, Linaceae.